Messenger RNA from Daldinia caldariorum, 383 nucleotides. RefSeq lists its product as uncharacterized. Lineage: Eukaryota; Fungi; Ascomycota; Sordariomycetes; Xylariales; Hypoxylaceae. The transcript has a single exon. The record is from RefSeq and is a predicted model, not a curated record. The coding region runs from base 48 to 383 and encodes 111 amino acids.
CUGGCAUUCGGAAAAAACACGAAUACCCGGCACGGCUCGAGGAUAUCAUGGAGCUAAAGCAUAGAUGGGAACAUCUUGAUAGUCUGACCUUAGGGAACACCACGUGCGAACGUCACGACCUGAUGUCCAUUGCUCAGGAGGCACAAGAGCACCCUCAAAGAGUUAUGCCUCCGAGACAUGAAGCUGAGGAGUACGUCAUGGCAGGUGCUUCUCUGAAAGAUCCGGGGGACGAUGGACCUCGACAGUGCUUGUAUUUGCGGCGAGCUGUACGGCAAGGAGGAAGACUCACCGCGCCAGGAAUAUUGGGAUCUUUCGCUACCGAUAACUGGAGCUGUCCGGUUUAUAAUCCGGCUUAUAUCGUUAUGAGAUCCCAAAGGACAUAA